AUGAAAAUAUGUUCCGAUCCGCUAGACACGGUACGAUCUACUGGAUCGAACCAAAAAUGGUGUAUUCCAUUACCAGCUUGUUAUACAACAAUUAUUCCAUAUGUACCUACUAAUGUUGAAUAUAAUGGUCAACAAACAUCAAAUAUCACUACUGUUAAUUUUGAUAUUAAUAAAUAUAAUGAUAUGAAUAUCAUAGAUUCAUCAUUAUGUGCUAACAAUCAAUUAAUUCAACGUAUUCGACAUAAAAUCGAUCUCUAUCAAACACCAUCAUCGAAUGAUGCACGUCAAAUUCUUCAACACUUAACUGAUAUCGUAAAAAAACAUGUACCAGAUUUUGUUUUUAAAGAAACAACUGAUAGCAAGCCAAAAAGUAGUCAAUUAGAAUCAAGUAAUUGA
Messenger RNA from Rotaria sp. Silwood2, 396 nucleotides. The record is from the annotation of a GenBank genome assembly. NCBI's taxonomy places the organism in Eukaryota, Metazoa, Rotifera, Eurotatoria, Philodinida, Philodinidae.